CUCGAUUUCUCUUUCCCUCGCCUUAUCAUCUACUCCAACCAGAACCUUCUAGAAACAACAAAACCUAACUCUCUAUCUUUCUCUCUUUUCUCCUGUGAAUUGCGAGAUCAACGUGCUGGCUUCCUCUGUGUACGGUGUUGGCCCUUGGCCCGGCGGCGUGUGGUAUCUAGGGCUUAACAGUCCAGUAAUACACGUAGUUCUAUCUGUUUGUUUGUUUGCUGAGAAAAUCUCACCAUUUCUUUUCAGCAGAAAGGAACCGUGGUUGUUUUCUUUCAGCUGUUUUUGUUGAAUCUGAUAUAUGAGUAUGAUAAAUUAAUUCCACCCAGGACGCCAAAGAAUCUGUCACAAUAGCUGCCUAUUCUUUAUGUUUUGGAUCUGAGACCGAACCGCAUGAUGCCAUCGCCGGUAGAACAAACCGGCGAAUCAGUCUCAACUGGAGGAGGGGUAGGAGACUCUCAGAGAUCUCUCCCAACUCCGUUUCUCACAAAAACUUAUCAGCUUGUUGAUGAUCCUUCCGUCGAUGACCUGAUUUCCUGGAACGAGGACGGAUCGACCUUCAUCGUCUGGCGGCCCGCUGAAUUCGCCAGAGACUUGCUCCCGAAGUACUUCAAGCACAACAAUUUCUCUAGCUUCGUUCGCCAGCUCAACACCUACGGAUUUAGAAAGGUAGUGCCGGAUAGAUGGGAAUUUGCGAACGAUUGCUUUAAGAGAGGAGAAAAAGGUUUACUUCGUGAUAUUCAACGCCGGAAAAUCUCUCCGAUGGGAGUCACGACAGCAGCUGCAGCUACGGUGACCGUUGCCGCAAUUCCUCCGGUAGCGCGUGCGGUUUCCCCUGCAAAUUCGGGCGAGCAGCAAGUUAUCUCAUCGAAUUCGUCGCCGGCUACGACACAGGUUGCUACUCCGAUCCUCCAAAUAACAAGCUGUACUACGACACCGGAGCUUCUAGAAGAGAACGAGAGGCUGAGGAAAGAGAAUGCGCAUUUGAGCGAGGAGUUAACUCGGUUGAAGGGCUUGUGUAAUAAUAUAUUUUCAUUGAUGUCGAAUUACGCUUCUGGUCAAUUGGAAGGUCAUUGCAAUUUGCCGGAGGGGAAGCCUUUAGAUUUGAUGCCUUCGACGAAGAUGGUGAUGCGGGCUGACGAAGUGGCUGUUAGCGGUGGCACGAAGGCCGUAGUGGCGACGGUGGCGGCAGAAGACGAUGUGAGCCCAAAGCUGUUUGGAGUUUCCAUUGGGGUUAAGCGCGUGAGAAGGGAUGAGGAGGAGGAAGAAGGGAACGAAGGGAAUAAGCAUCAAGAACAAUCGCAGGACAAUGAGACUGGGUCCGACGUAAAAUCAGAGCCGUUGGAUGGUAAGACUGGGCAAAGUGAGCAUCACGACCCUUCGUGGCUAGAGCUGGGAAAUGAUGGUUAAUUUUUGUGAUUGGAUUUUGAUUAUUUGAUGGGAGUUUGGAGAUGAACAGUGGCUCGUGACGUAAUAUGUGGCCACCACAGAAAAGGAUGGCGAUAAGAGUGAGAAGAGCUGGGUGAUAAAGGACACGUGUCGUUUGAAAAACAAUUCAUUCUGGUUCCUUCUGGAAGUGGGUUUUACCUUCUGCGGAAAGUGAAUGGUCGCCGUCUGUCCUUUGUGGAGACUGAAAAGUCACAUUCCACCUGUCGAGGGUGGAACUGUAAUAUAAACCCGAGAAUGUGCGAGGAGCUUCGAAAUUUCAAACGGCGUCGUGUUGGGAAAAGGAGCAAGUCUAGAUUUUCUAAUGCAGAGAAAACGACCAGUAAAAUUUGAGGAAAUAGCAUUGUCAAUCUUCAAUGGCUACCUUGUUGAGAAAAAUCAUAGAAGCUAGUAGUAGUUUUAACACAAAAUUGGGUAAAUCCGAUGUUGCGCAUAACGUGCGCAUAUGCACAUGCGGUGGUUCAGGUUAACCAGAAGGUAGAUAGGUAGAAAAUAUCUUGUAGACGAUGAAGAUAUUUAUGUGGAAUCGGAUGGGGAACAUUCUUAUGCAGUUUAUAGCAUCUUGUGGUUUGUGACUGGUAGUAUUCGAUGCUUAAUGUAGACUUUUUCAAAGUAACUUUUCCUUUGAGUCGAUUUGCAUUUAAGACAAA
Messenger RNA from Manihot esculenta (cassava), 2093 nucleotides. RefSeq names its product heat stress transcription factor B-2b. Gene Ontology annotation, biological process: regulation of transcription by RNA polymerase II. Gene Ontology annotation, cellular component: nucleus. The transcript is spliced from 3 exons. The record is from RefSeq and is a predicted model, not a curated record. NCBI's taxonomy places the organism in Eukaryota, Viridiplantae, Streptophyta, Magnoliopsida, Malpighiales, Euphorbiaceae. Gene Ontology annotation, molecular function: DNA-binding transcription factor activity; RNA polymerase II cis-regulatory region sequence-specific DNA binding. The coding region runs from base 391 to 1407 and encodes 338 amino acids.